AUGGAGGAGGAAGCAGGAGAGGAACCCAGGCUGGGCAGGUCGACAGCCCCCAAAGACUUCUGCUUUUAUCACAUGGACCUGUAUGACUCUGAAGACAGAUUGCAGCUCUUCCCAGGAGAAAGCAGCAGAAUCAGGAGGGAAGUAACCCAAGCUGAACUGACCAGUGAGCCGAGAGGGGCAGGGGACAGUAAGAAUCUUCAGAAGGAAGUGGACGAGCUUGUGCAUUUAUACGGGCUUGAAGAUGACCAUGAGUUAGGGGAUGAAUUUGUAGAUGAACACAGACUGGGGACUCUGGGGUAUCCUUCUUAUGGGAUGAGGAGGAGGGACCCAGGCAGGGAGCAGAGAGACUACUGGAGACUUGGUGAUGAGGCAGCUGAGGCCACAGACCUGGGCUACGGAGGGCAGGGCCCUCCUGACCAGUGCCAAGACCUCCGAGAAGCCUACAGGUACACGCAUGGCCGUGCAAGCGAGGAGUAUGAAUGCUAUGUCAUCCCAGAGGAGGAAGAUGAAGAAGAGCCUGCUGAUGUCUUCUGUGUCACUUGCAAAACUCCAGUAAGAACUGUUGAGAAGGAUUUUGAUAUCCACAAGGAGCAUGAAGUAAUCCCAAUCAACAAAGCUCUGGAACACGCCAAGGAUGAAAUUCACAAAAACAUGUGCAAAUUGGAACAGCAGAUUAUUGAGAUGGAAAAUUUCGCUAGCCACCUGGAAGAAGUGUUUAUUACUGUGGAGGAGAAUUUUGGAAGACAGGAACAAAACUUCGAGUGCCAUUACAACGGGAUCUUGGAAACCCUUGCUCAAAAGUACGAAGAAAAAAUUCAAGCUCUGGGGGAGAAAAAGAAAGAGAAGCUGGAAGCCUUAUAUGGACAACUGGUCAGCUGUGGCGAGAACCUCGAUGCCUGCAGAGAGCUGAUGGAGACCAUCGAGGAGAUGUGUCACGAGGAAAAGGUUGAGUUCUUAAAGGAUGCAGUGGCUAUGACUGACAGACUGGGGAAAUUCCUGAAAACCAAAACAGACGUGGAACUCUCUGCACAGCCUGAGUUUGAAGACCAGACCUUGGACUUCUCUGACGUGGAGCAGCUGAUGGACUCCAUCAAUAGCAUUCCAGCUCCCUCUGCUCCAGUGAUAAAUCCCCAGGCACCCAACUCAGCCACCGGCUCUUCAGUCCGUGUGUGCUGGAGCUUAUACUCUGACGACACUGUGGAGAGCUAUCGGCUGUCCUAUAGGCCAGUGCAGGACAGCUCAUCUGGCAAGAACCAAGCAGAGUUCACCAUGACGGUCAAAGAAACAUAUUGCUCGGUGACAAAUCUUGAGGCAAAUACCCAGUAUGAGUUUUGGGUCAUAGCUCAGAACAGGACUGGCCCCAGCCCCUCCAGUGAGCACGCAGUGUAUAUGACAGCCCCCUCUCCCCCCUCUAUAAAAACCGAGGCAAUCAGAAGCUGUGAAGAGGCUGCGCUGAUUUGCUGGGAGUCCGGGAACCUGAAUCCUGUGGACUCCUACACAGUGGAGCUAAUCCAGGCAGAGACAGCAGAGGCGUCGGGGGUAACUGAAUCUGUUGUAGGCAUCCCAACCUGUGAAUCCCUGAUACAGCUGCAGCCUAGACACAGCUACACGAUCUACGUUCGAGCCCUCAAUGUGGGGGGCACCAGUGCCAGAAGUGAGCCUGCUACAGUGCACACCACAGGAAGCUACUUCCAAUUGAACAAGGACACCUGCCAUCCCUGGCUGACCAUUUCUGAAGACGGGUUUACAGUGGUUCGAAGUGAGAAGAAACGUUUCAGAAGGGAGCUGCCACCUAGCAAGAUGCAGUUUACCAGGUGUGUUGCUGUCAUGGGAAAUCUGAUUCCGGUCCGAGGACGCCAUUACUGGGAGGUGGAAGUGGGUGAACAUUUGGACUACACUGUUGGUGUGGCCUGUGAAGAUGUCCCUAAACAGGAAGACCUGGGAGCAAACUGCUUGUCCUGGUGCAUGAGGCAUACAUUUGCCUCCACAAGGCAUCAGUAUGAGUUUCUGCACAACGGGACAACUCCAGACAUCAAGAUCACAGUUGCUCCAAAGAAGAUUGGUGUCCUGCUAGACUAUGAGAACUCCAAGCUGUCCUUUUUCAAUGUGGACAUUGCUCAACACCUAUACACAUUUAGCUGUCAGCUCCACCAAUUUGUGCACCCCUGUUUUUCCUUGGAAAAGUCUGGAUGCCUAAAGAUCUGCAAUGGCAUUUCAAAGCCAAAGCAUGUCACUUUCUUUUAGGCCCUUCUGAUAUCUCCGCUCUUCCUUCUGUCCUGUCCCUCAGCCACCCUCACCUCGCUGGCUGAACUUGGUAUUCAAGAUGCCUACUGCCAGCAGAAGCUAAAGCUCACAGUAGUGUCAGUAGAUGGUGGACUGAACCCAUUUCACCUGAUGUGAUUCAUUCUGUGUGCUGUGCCCCAAAGAUGCUAGGGGAGCCUUUAUCAGGCCAGGCUGUCAAAUGAGGGCUCUUGUGGGGUCGAACUCUUGUAGUGUCGAAUUGCAGUUUGUAGAUAUGUUAAGUAUUUUGAGUCUUCUAAACUUAUAGACCUAGGGAGAGGGUCAGGGAGAUCAUGAUGGCGUCAGCAGCCCCUGUACAUUUGUGACAUUUCACUGUUUACCAAGAACAGACUAGGAAAGGCAAGAAACUCUACAGAAAAAUAAGGAAGUCAGGUGCCCAUCUCAAGGCUAUGGUGGUAGACUGAAUAAGAAUGGUUUCCAUAGGCUUACAUAUUUUAAUGUGUAGUGGAGGGGCUAGGGUGGCUUUGUAGAUCAGAAUAUUCCUCUCCACUACUGCUCCUGGGUGUGAUUGCUGCCACGCUUCAUGCAAUGAUAAUGGACUAAACCUC
Molecule: messenger RNA, 2849 nt
Organism: Arvicanthis niloticus (Nile rat)
Lineage: Eukaryota; Metazoa; Chordata; Mammalia; Rodentia; Muridae
Gene: Fsd2
Product: fibronectin type III and SPRY domain containing 2
Molecular function (GO): protein binding
Source: RefSeq, a predicted model, not a curated record